Colletotrichum destructivum is the source of this 4192-nucleotide messenger RNA. Its product is annotated as Putative P-type ATPase, HAD superfamily, P-type ATPase, transmembrane domain superfamily. Gene Ontology annotation, cellular component: plasma membrane. The transcript is spliced from 5 exons. Lineage: Eukaryota; Fungi; Ascomycota; Sordariomycetes; Glomerellales; Glomerellaceae. The record is from RefSeq and is a predicted model, not a curated record. Bases 417 to 3188 code for a protein of 923 amino acids. Gene Ontology annotation, molecular function: ATP binding; ATP hydrolysis activity; P-type proton-exporting transporter activity. Gene Ontology annotation, biological process: proton export across plasma membrane; regulation of intracellular pH.
GGCUGGUGUUGCUCGUGUCUCUCUCUCUUUCAGUCUCUCUACCUGUCGGCCACUCCUACGCCUCGUUCCUCUUAAGUAGCGAAGCUUCCUCCCGCCUCGACCAAACUUUCCUCUCCCUCCCUUUUCCUUUCUCCAUCACCCACGAAGGCUGCCUAUAUAGAUUGCCCUUCACAAUUCGUGUGGUGCUCAAACCUCCCUCCUCAUCUCUCUCUCCCCCUUCUCAUCACCUUUUCCUACGCGUUCUCCUGCGAUCUCAAACGAAUCAGUAUUCCUAGGCCCGUCCUAAGAAGAAGUGCCAGCAGCAUCUCGCCGUACACACCCCGGACUUGCCCUAUUACAACUCUAUAUUCGCGACAGACCUACCUAUUCUCGCAUAAUAAGCUUGAGCAGAGCUUGUCUGUCUCGCAACCACCGCAAUGGCCGACUCCAACGCCACUGCGGCCCCUGCUCUCAGCACGCCCAUUGAGAGCCACAAGUUCGAUGAGAAGGAACGUCCCCUCGAUGCCCCCGCCAACCCCAAGGCUGAGGUCGACGAGGAGGAUGAUGAGGACAUUGACGCCCUGAUCGAAGACCUCGAGUCUCAGGAUGGUCACAUUGACGAGGAGGAAGAGGAGGACGGAACCCCUGGCAUGGGCCGCGUCGUCCCCGAAGAGCAGCUGCAGACCGACACCCGUCUUGGUUUGACCGAACAGGAGGUUCUCAACCGUCGCCGCAAGUGGGGCCGCAACGAGAUGGCCGAGCAGAAGGAGAACCUGAUCCUCAAGUUCUUCAUGUUCUUCGUUGGUCCUAUCCAGUUCGUCAUGGAGGCUGCUGCCGUCCUCGCCGCUGGUCUCGAGGAUUGGGUCGAUUUCGGUGUUAUUUGCGGUCUUUUGCUGCUUAACGCUGUUGUCGGUUUCGUCCAGGAAUUCCAGGCCGGAUCUAUUGUUGCCGAACUCAAGAAGACUCUUGCUCUCAAGGCCGUCGUCCUCCGUGAUGGCACCCUGAAGGAGAUUGAGGCCCCUGAAGUCGUCCCCGGUGACAUCCUCCAGGUUGAGGAGGGUACCAUUAUCCCCGCCGAUGGUCGCAUCGUCACCGAAGAUGCUUUCCUCCAGGUUGACCAGUCUGCUAUCACUGGUGAGUCUUUGGCCGUUGACAAGCACCGCGACGACAACUGCUACGCCUCUUCCGCUGUCAAGCGUGGCGAGGCUUUCGUUAUCGUUACCGCCACUGGUGAUAAUACCUUCGUCGGUCGCGCUGCCGCUCUUGUCAACGCUGCCUCCGCUGGUUCCGGUCACUUCACCGAGGUCUUGAACGGCAUUGGUACCAUUCUCUUGGUCCUCGUCAUCUUCACCUUGCUCAUCGUCUGGGUGUCCUCCUUCUACCGCUCCAAGGGCAUUGUCGACAUCCUGCGCUUCACCCUCGCCAUCACUAUCAUCGGUGUUCCUGUCGGUCUUCCUGCCGUCGUCACCACCACCAUGGCCGUCGGUGCUGCCUACCUCGCCAAGAAGAAGGCUAUUGUCCAGAAGCUCUCCGCCAUCGAGUCCCUUGCUGGUGUCGAGAUUCUCUGCUCCGACAAGACCGGUACCCUCACCAAGAACAAGCUCUCUCUUGCCGAGCCUUACACCGUUGCCGGUGUCGACCCCGAGGACCUUAUGCUCACUGCCUGCUUGGCUGCUUCCCGCAAGAAGAAGGGUAUGGACGCUAUCGACAAGGCUUUCUUGAAGUCGCUGCGCUACUACCCCCGCGCCAAGUCUGUUCUGUCUAAGUACAAGGUUCUCGAGUUCUUCCCCUUCGACCCCGUCUCCAAGAAGGUUACUGCCCUCGUCGAGUCUCCCGCUGGUGAGCGCAUCACUUGCGUCAAGGGUGCUCCCCUCUUCGUUCUCAAGACUGUCGAGCAGGACCACGAGAUCCCCGAGGAGAUCGACCAGGCCUACAAGAACAAGGUUGCUGAGUUCGCCACCCGCGGCUUCCGCUCCCUCGGUGUUGCUCGCAAGCGCGGCGACCACGGCGCUUGGGAGAUUCUCGGAAUCAUGCCCUGCUCUGACCCCCCUCGUCACGACACUGCUCGCACCGUCAAUGAGGCCAAGUCUCUCGGUCUGUCUAUCAAGAUGCUGACUGGUGACGCCGUCGGCAUCGCCCGUGAGACUUCCCGCCAGCUCGGUCUCGGCACCAACAUUUACAACGCCGAGCGUCUUGGUCUCGGUGGUGGCGGUGACAUGCCCGGUUCCGAGGUGUAUGACUUCGUCGAGGCUGCCGAUGGUUUCGCUGAAGUCUUCCCCCAGCACAAGUACAAUGUCGUCGAGAUUCUCCAGCAGCGUGGCUACCUUGUUGCCAUGACUGGUGACGGUGUCAACGAUGCCCCCUCCCUGAAGAAGGCCGACACCGGUAUCGCCGUCGAGGGUGCCUCUGACGCUGCUCGCUCCGCCGCCGACAUUGUCUUCCUCGCCCCUGGUCUUGGUGCCAUCAUCGACGCCCUGAAGACCUCGCGCCAGAUUUUCCACCGCAUGUACGCUUACGUCGUAUACCGUAUCGCUCUGUCCAUCCACUUGGAGAUCUUCCUCGGUCUGUGGAUCGCCAUUCUCGACACCUCCCUGAACAUUGAGCUUGUCGUCUUCAUUGCCAUUUUCGCCGAUAUUGCUACGCUGGCCAUUGCUUACGACAACGCCCCCUUCUCGAAGAGCCCCGUCAAGUGGAACCUGCCCAAGCUUUGGGGUAUGUCCGUCCUCCUCGGUAUCGUCCUUGCCGUCGGUACCUGGAUCACUGUUACGACCAUGUACGCCCACGGCGGCCCCGACGGCGGUAUCGCCCAGAACUUCGGUAACCUCGACGAGAUUGUCUUCCUCCAGAUCUCCCUCACUGAGAACUGGCUCAUUUUCAUCACCCGUGCCAACGGUCCCUUCUGGUCUUCCCUCCCCUCGUGGCAGCUGGCUGGAGCCAUUCUGGUUGUCGACAUUCUCGCCACCUGCUUCACCAUCUGGGGUUGGUUCGAGGACAGCCGGACGAGCAUUGUCGCUGUCGUUCGUAUCUGGAUCUUCUCCUUCGGCGUCUUCUGCGUCUGCGCCGGUGUUUACUACCUCCUCCAGGAUAGUGCUGGCUUCGAUAAUCUCAUGCAUGGCAAGUCGCCUAAGGGCAGCCAGAAGCAGCGCUCGCUCGAGGACUUUGUCGUCUCUAUGCAGCGUGUUUCCACCCAGCACGAGAAGUCGGUAUAAAGAGGGAUAUUUGGGCAGAGUCGGCCGCAACGGCCUUGCUCCAUCGACUCCGCAGGACCAUCUACCUGGGCCUGAUUGACUCUUGGCCCCUAAUGAGACCGGAGGAGAUGCCGACUUGCCGCAAUAUCCAUCUUUGUCUAUGUUCAAAAUUGUACGAUGUAAACAUCGGUAAUUAUUGCAAUUGAGUCGUGAGAGGGAGAGAAUACCCUAGUGCGUGCUAUAGACCUAAUACAAAUUCGUAAAAUGAGUAAACUAGCCAGGCAAUGUUAUAUGUCUAAAUGCCCGCCCUUCAGUUGCAGCUAGCAUCGGCAAUUAGAAAAGUUCUGCUGCCAAAGAGCACCGCUCUAGAGAAAAUGUAAUGUGCGCGCGUACACUUACUAGUUUGGUUGAACAGGGGUUGCUUAUGCCCGGUCUUUUCAAUCGCACCUGAUACAAAGUUUACUUGGUAUUUAUGAUUGAAGAUUGAAUCUGUAUUAUAUGGUCACGUGAUUUGAUUUACUGAGGAACAACAACGUCCUUGGAUGUAUCCAACUCCUCGUGUCUUCUCAGGUCCAUGGGGCGGUCGAGCAGAGGCACAACAUAAGGGUCAAAGGUCUUCCAGUAGGGAUUCUCGAGAUGGUACUUCUGGCUCUACUCGGUCUCGAAGCGCUCGACGAUGGUGAAGGACCGGGGGUCGUGGACGUCCUGCAUGACGAACCAGCUGACGGUCUCGCGAUCCUGGGAGUAGACGCGCGACGCCUCGAUAAGCUUGGCCUUGAGGCGGUCGACCGAGUCUGGGUGGUCAUUUGCGUGAAGGUGGACGGUGAUUGUGUAGACCAUUGUUGCGGGUGGCUGUUUUAUCUACGAUGGGAUUGGGACCGCUUUCGAUUGACGGUUUGUCGUGGGAGGUGUGAGUAUGUGUUUGUGUAGUUGUAGAGAAGAUGAUGUCUGGAGGGGGAGGAGGGAGAGCUUCUAGGUACCUAGCUAAUAGCUAUCUGAAAUGGAUGAGGGGUGGAGGGGUAAGG